Messenger RNA from Teleopsis dalmanni, 1260 nucleotides. RefSeq lists its product as uncharacterized. The record is from RefSeq and is a predicted model, not a curated record. The transcript has a single exon. Gene Ontology annotation, molecular function: nucleic acid binding; zinc ion binding. Lineage: Eukaryota; Metazoa; Arthropoda; Insecta; Diptera; Diopsidae. The coding region runs from base 1 to 1260 and encodes 419 amino acids.
AUGCAAAAUUCUAAUAAUGCAGCAGCGAGCAGCGCUGCCGAAAACAAUUCGACUGCAGCGUCAAAUUCUCUGCCGCCACUGCCUACAUUACAAGAAUUAAAACAGCAGCGAGCAUCUACAAAAGGCAGUAUAACGCAAAUUAAAAAUAUUGUUGAGAACAACAAAACUUUAUCGUCAACGGAAUUGGAGUGUAGACUUGGGAUGCUAGAUGCAUAUUAUAAGCAGGUAUCUUACUACCAGAAUCAAAUAGAGCGAUAUUGUCCAACAGAUUCAGCGCGCUCUGACAUCGAUGAGCUGUACGUAAGUACAAAAUGUUUAAUAUUGUCAUUAGUUGUGGGACGGAGGAGACAAAGCUACCAAGAGCAAACUUUCUCGUUACCGCAGCUGCCGUCAAACAGAUUGCCACAUUUAAAGUUGCCUAAGUUUGACGGCAAAUAUCUUGAAUUUAAAAAUUUUAUACAUAUUUUUCAAAACCUUGUAGAUAGUGAUUCGCUCUUGACAUCAACUGAAAAACUCAACCAUUUGUUAUCGUGCCUUCAAGGCGAAGCGUUAGCUACAGUAAAAGCGUUCCAGAUAACGGAAGACAACUAUCCGAAGGCUCUCCAAAGACUCAAAGAGCGAUACGACAAUGACCCUCUCAUAUUUCUGGAAGGCAUUGCAACACUUUUUGAUGAACCACAAUGUAUUAAGCCUGAUUUGACUCAACUUCGCCAAUUAGUGGACAACAUUUCGGCUUUAUAUAGUUCGCUUAAGUCACUGGGAUCACACGAACAGAUAUGUGAUACAAUCAUGAUUCACGUGGUGAUGACGAAAGUGGAUAGUGAGACGAAACGUAAAUGGAAUGAAUGUCACGACUAUACGAAACUACCAACUUGGCUGGAAUGUUGCAAGAUGUUUGACAGGCGAUGUCAACAAUUAAUGGUACUAGCAAAGGCCAAGCCAAAGACUACAAUCAACCAAGAGUUGCAGCAUACAAGUGUUCGUAAACCUUUCAAGCACAAACCUUUCAAACCUUUCUUAAUGACGAAACAAAAGUCUACAAGUCAGAUUCAUUGUGUAUAUUGUUUAAAACCUGGUCAUUAUAUUACUAAUUGUCCAAAUUUUUUAGCUCUAUCAGUUGAAAAUCGAUGUCAACAGGCGAAGCAAAUUCAACUAUGCUUUAAUUGUCUCCGGAAAGAUCACAUUGGACAAUGGAAGGACAAUGUCAUCAACGUAUUCAUGCCGAAUGUGCAAAAAACGACAUCAUUCACUUUUACAUAA